This is a messenger RNA of Colletotrichum scovillei, 2575 nucleotides long. Its product is annotated as adenosylmethionine decarboxylase. The transcript is spliced from 2 exons. Gene Ontology annotation, molecular function: adenosylmethionine decarboxylase activity. Gene Ontology annotation, cellular component: cytosol. Gene Ontology annotation, biological process: spermine biosynthetic process; spermidine biosynthetic process. NCBI's taxonomy places the organism in Eukaryota, Fungi, Ascomycota, Sordariomycetes, Glomerellales, Glomerellaceae. The record is from RefSeq and is a predicted model, not a curated record. The coding region runs from base 908 to 2476 and encodes 522 amino acids.
CUCCACCACGAACCACAACGAGCACAUCCACAUCCACCACGACGGAAUCCCUCCCGGAGCUUCAAAAUUGACAACCUACCUUUCCACGCCGAAACCUUUCUUCGGUUGUGCGACCUACAAAUCUCGUCUCUCAACCCGACGGAAACCUCCAUGAUCGAUAUACAAACCUAGUCCCCUGCGACGGUCAUCUCUCUACUGGUGGCAUUCACGCUGCCCCUCGUUCUGCGACUUCAGCCAAUUUCUGGCCAUCUAUGAACCAAGUCGACCUCCUCCGCUUCCUCUCCAAGCCCGCAAAGUAAGCCCUUCAUUCUCCUCUUGGGUUCCUCGAUGGAAGUAUUAUCCAUCGCAUGCUCUAUCUACUGAUCGAUUGAAUCCCACAACAAUUGACUACCUUCACAACAUCGGCGCAUCCCGCUAAUUUUUUCCUUCCCUAGGCCCAGAUAACACCUGCUUAAACACGUAGGCACCAACCACUUCCAUAGAAGCAUCGCUCUUCUACUACACUCCGUCUCCCGCCAUCCAACCGACCUCCCAUCGCGCAGAUAACCUCGUCUGCCGGGUCCGAUACUCCACCACAGGUAUCGGUUUCUGCCAGAGCGAGGCCCUACAACAAGACACAAUUCCGAUCCUUAGGGUUAUUUUCCUACCCCUCAACGCUCGACCUCCCUAACGUCCUUAAGUGACGUUGCACCUUCUAUACACUGUUUGCUGCUGGCUCCGCCAGCCUCCAAAAUUGUCCACCCUCCUGUGGGCCUACUCUCUCAAACGAACGCCGCAAAGUUCGUUUGAGCGGUAGCUAGUGUCCCGCGGACUUCUAGCCCUUUACCGGGAAAGUCAUCAAACAUCUAAGCCUACUCUUUCUCACACGAGCUCCCGGGUUGCGCCCAAAGAGCUAGUCCUGCAGAAGAUGGUCAACCCCUCCGUCCCCAACGACUACGCCCUCUCUCCGGCUGAGGCUACUCCUCAUCUGACAAUCAAUCAUGAUGUCGCUGCUGACCUAGACUCCACCAACGCCUUUGAAGGCCCUGAGAAGCUCCUCGAAGUGUGGUUCGCCCCUGGCCCCGAGUCCCUCCCCGCGAGCGCCCAGCCCAAUGGCCUGAAAGCCGUCUCCGCCGACACCUGGGUUACCAUGCUCGACAUGGUCAACUGCAAGAUCCUGUCAGUCCUCGAGUCUGACUCUGUCGACGCCUAUCUCUUGUCCGAGUCGAGCUUGUUUGUGUUCCCCCACAAGCUCAUUCUCAAGACCUGCGGCACGACCACUCUCCUCUUGGGCUUGCAGCGACUCCUCCACAUCGCGGCUGAACACGCCGGCUUUCCGUUCCAUAACGCCAAGGAGUCCACCAACGUCAAGGCUGCUGCAACCCCCUACCGAGUCUUCUACAGCCGCAAGAACUUUUUGUUCCCUGACCGUCAGCAGGGCCCCCACCGAAGCUGGAGAUCCGAGGUCAAAUACUUGGAUGACCUGUUCGAGGGUGGCAGUGCCUACAUGGUUGGCAAAAUGAACGGCGAUCACUGGUACCUCUACAUCACCACGCCGAACAAAACCUUGACGCCCCCCAGGACUCCCGACGAGGCAGAAGAAGCUGCUGCAUUUGCCGCCAGGAUUCCCACUGGUAGCGUGGCCAGUUUCAGCAGCGGCUUCGAGGAGCGCAGUGACGAAACUCUUGAAAUUCUCAUGACCGAUCUCGACCCUGAAAAUGCGAAGCAGUUCUACUUGGCGGACGCGAGUGCGGUCGCUACCGACAAGUUGCACUUGCCGCAGACACAGGCGGCUCGGGACGAUGCCCACCAGAGUUUGGGUGACAUGUCUCAGGUUCAUGAGAAGGCGGGCGGCGAGGACCACGUCGACGUCUUUGAGAACAUCGGCGAGUCUGACCUCAACGAUGGCGAGCGUGCUGCCACUGAGGCUCUGACAACCGAGGGUCACGCGAUUGGUACUGUUGUUUCCGAGGGUUGCGGCCUCUCCAGCGUGUAUCCAACCAGCAAGUAUCCCGGAGCUCGCGUCGACGCCUACCUCUUCAGCCCUUGUGGCUUUUCCGCCAACGGUGUUGUCCCUGCCAUUGCCGACGAAGAUGAUGACUCGAAGAAUGAGAAGGGCGGAAAUGCUGCUCAUUACUUCACUGUCCACGUCACUCCGGAGCCUAACUGCUCGUUCGCCUCUUUCGAGACCAACGUUCCUGGGGGCCAGAGUGGUCGCACCACGGCUGAGAUCAUCGAGCACGUCGUUGACAUCUUUAAGCCUGGCCGCUUCAGUGUUACUCUGUUUGAGGCCAAGGGCAAGAGCGCCAACCCCUAUGGCAUGGGUGAUUAUGCUUCUCGUGCGACUGCCGUUCAGCGUCUUGUUGACCCUGUCCGUGGGUAUCGUCGCAUUGAUCGUAUUGUCCAUGACUUUGAGGAUUACGACCUCGUCUUCCGCUUCUACGAACGGGAUGACUGGGCUGGCGACCGUGAGGCUCGCCUUGGAGAGGAGAUGUGAGUUGCCCUCCAUGAGGCGUUGGCUAUGUUUCCAUUCUUCGAACGCGUGAUGCAUCUGGCCAUAUCCUGUCCGGCUGCCAUCCCGUCCAGAAUCGCUCGC